CGUGUCAGGGUGGGGCUGCAAACCCUGUGCGCCAGGUGCCGGUGAGGGCGUACCCUGAUUUCGGGCCUUCCCAUCACCCACUCUCCAUUCCCAGAAACCUUCGCGCCGAGAGGUCUCGUCAAAGGAGUUGGGCCGGGCGCGGGGACUGGUCGGCCACCCAGCUUUGCAGGGCCCACUCAAGCCCUGAUUUCUCCUCCAACCCCUUUUGCCUUGGUUCUGGAGGGUGAGAGGAGCCGCUCUGGCCAUUGUGCUGCUUUGCCAAAUUUCCACGUGCGAGGCUGCACUUCGGGAGGAAGCAAGGCAGGCUGGCCUGGGGACCCAGCAGAGAGAGGACAACAGGAGCAACACCUACUGCAAAACAAUUCCAGGUUGGGUCUAGGGGCAAGGCCAGGCGCCAGUGGGCGGAGAAUCACCCCCAGGGCAUAAAUUUGGGCCCUUGCAAUAGCUGCCGUCCUCCACCCGCAUGGCUCUGUUUCUGAUCAGCAUCCAGCCUGCCUUUCCUUAAUUUACCUUUUCAAUCUUUUCUUUCCUGAUAGUUUUGACCUGAAUUUUUUGGACCCUCGGUGCCACCUGACAGAAGACUGCAUGCCAGGAAAGAAAUUCAUCUGUGCAGUGAGUGUGGGGUUUCAGUGUAAAAAUCUGGAAGUGUACUAAGCCUAAAAUCAGGAUAUCCAGCUUGCUUUGAGAAGGGUAGAGCGCUUAACUCUCUUUGCUCUGUUGCUAUCCAGGUAAUUAGCCAGACUGACAAACCUAAAGGCCAAAUUCUUCACCAAUUGCCAGGGUCCCACAGGCGCACUUUAUCCAAGAACACCUGAACUAAGAGUGCCCAAUAUCCUUAUUUCUGUGGAGACCUUCCCACCUAGCCCAGCAGCUUCACUUCUUUAUUGUGCACCCUCUGCUGGUUAGUGCGAUAAGAGUUCAGAGAAAAGGUGUGUGGGACUUACUGGAGCUAAUUUUAUACUCAAUAUUGUCUUUUUAAAAGUGUUAAACUGAGAAUUAUAUCCACGGACCUGGAAGGUGGUGCUCAGGAAGAGUAUCAGUAUUCAGCACAGCAGGAGCUGAGUUUCAGUAAUAACGUGAAUGAGAAUAAUAAUGGCUACCAUUUUGGGGCAAUAGUUGUUAUGCGCCAGGCACUCACUGUGCUAAGCAAUCAAUUUUACAUGCAUUGGCUCAUUUAAUCUUUAAAAUAACUUUGUAAGCACUUAUCAUUAUAAGUACUUCUAUUAUCAUUCCCAUACUAUUACCAUUCACAUAGAUGAGAAAAGUGAGACUCAAGAGUAGUUAAGUCAUUUGGCUUAGAUCAUACAGCUAGGCUAAUGAACAGGAAAGCCAAGAUUCAAACCUAGAUUUAUCUCUGAGCUCCCACAUGUAACUAUUGUGAUCAUGUUCUACUUUCUUGAGAUAUCCUUGGCAUAAUUUAUAGGCUGAUACUUCUCAACUUUAUGCUGUAUCUCUCACUUCCAGCAUGUCCCUGCCAUUUCAAAGACAAAAAGCAAAUUAGGUAUAAUCAUGCCUCUGAAAUGUAUUAUCUCACCCACAGGAAUCUGACCUGUGAAAACCUAGGAGGUUUGUUAACAAUACCAACAUGUAUUCUCCAGCCAGCACUAAAAUCCUAUACAGGAACCCCCGGUUCCUUCGACUAGCCUUUUUGCAGCUUCAUCACCAGCAGCAGACUGGUGUGUUCUGUGAUGUCCUACUGCAGGCAGAAGGUGAGGCAGUCCCAGCCCAUUGCUGCAUCCUGUCGGCCUGCAGCCCCUUCUUCACAGAGCGCCUAGAGCGGGAGAGGCCAGCACAGGGUCGGAAGGUGGUGCUAGAGCUGGGGGGCCUGAAGAUCAGGACACUUAGGAAGUUGGUGGACUUCCUCUACACCUCAGAGAUGGAAGUAUCUCGAGAAGAAGCCCAGGAUGUGCUCUCUGCUGCCCGUCAGCUCCGUGUAUCAGAGCUAGAAUCCCUUCAGCUAGAGGAUGGAAAGCUGGUGAAGGCCCCUCAGGGCCGCAGACUGAACCGGGAGUGCCUGCAACCUCCAAUCUCUGCCAGGGUGGUGGCACCAAGCCGCCGCCCCCGAGCUCCACUACCUGUUAACCAGACUCCUUGUCCUUCUGGGACAGUUAGGUUAAAGUCCUCAGGGAAGGAAGAGGACCCCCAGGAGAAGAGCAGUCGACAGAACGCAGAGAACUUGUCUGGCACUGUUCUGCUCAAAAAGAGGGCCAGAGCCUGCCCAGCUCAAGAAAAAAGCUCUUCACCAUCAAGCCACAGUCAAGGGCCUAAGGAGAAUAAGAGUGACCCUGACCUUGGUCCUACAGCUCUUUCCCCACCCAGCUUGUACCCCUCUGUGGACGAGAGACUGUUGCCCAGAAAGAUCAGGCUAAGCCGCUCAAAGCCAUCUCCUGAUGUGUGUACAUCCAAAACUCCCAGCAUUUUAAGCGGACCCAGCUCAGUGUCCACGGCUCCUGGCCGGCGUCUUUGGCGGCAGAGGAGUAUUAAAAAAGAAGUGCCAGAGGACAAGCAGAAACCAGGGAAAGCUAGUCCUCUACAGAGUCCUCCAAGCCCCUCUGGUCUUGGAAAGACAGCUGGGAGCAAGAAGUGGAGCCCUGAAGGCAGGGCCCCUAACUCUGAUUCUGUGGAGGAGGGGCAGGUUGGGAGAGUGAAACUUCGGAAGAUUGUUAAUGGAACGUGCUGGGAGGUGGUGCAGGAGCCUCCCCACAAAGACUCUCAAGAUAGCCUCCAGAUCCAGGAACCUGGGGAAGACUUAGAAAAGCCUACAGGGACUCAGUCAUCUUCAGUUAACGAGCAGGAAAUGUCAUCUGCUCAAAUAGACCUGUGUCAGGACUCCCCUGUGUGCUCUAGGCUACAAGACAUUCUGCUCUCUGCUAGCUGCUCCCCAAACCCCCCAGUGGUGAAGUCUGAGUUUGAGUCCAGUCCAGAGCUGGUAGGGAAGGAACCAGUGUUAGACAUUGGCUGCAGAGAGCCCUAUGCACUUGACACAGCCUUGCUUGGGCAGCCCUGUGAAGCUGAGGAGUACCGAAUCACAAGUGCUGCUGCCACCAGUGAGCUGGAGGAGAUACUGGACUUCAUGCUGUGUGGCUCUGUCAUUGAGCCACCUAUGGGGUCUCUGGAGAGCCCUCAGGCUGAGGGCUGCAGGACCCCCAGUUACCACCUAACAGAAACAGGGAAGAACUGGAUUGAAGGAGAAGAAUGGUGUUUAUCAGACAUGGAACUCUGGCCCAGGGAGCUCACAGGACUGGAAAAGGAACCUGUCGGUAACAAAGAGUCAGUUGAGCCCCUCAGCCCCCUCAUCAUGCCCUCUGAGAACAAAGAGCCAGUCGAGCCCCUCAGCCCUCUUGUCAUGCCCUCAGAGAUGAGUGAAGGGGAGGUACUUUCAGUGGGAGGCUCUUGGAGUGCAGACCUUGAAAUUACUAGCUCCCAGCCACUGGAUGGUCAGAGAGUUCUCCACAUUGAUUCACUUGACCCUCCCCAAAGGUCCUAUGAAGACCUCCCUCCUUCCUAUUCAAAGUGGCUGGAGAAGGGGCUGGAGGUACCCCUAACUAUGGGUGAGGUAUUGCACCCUGCACCAGAUGCAGGUGAGGGGACUCGUAACUCUGAGCUGCUGGGGCCACUUCCUGCUAGCCCUGAAGAGGAAGAGGUUGAUGUGGUAGACUGGACAGCAGAGGGGAGGCUGGGGACUACCAGUUUUCCCUCUGUAUGGCCCGACCCUUCCUCAGAGUCAGACACAGAGGUAGAUAUACUAACGUAGUGGAGAGAGGAGGGCAGGCUAGGGGCCCUGGGAAGGUGGGAAAUGUUAGCUAGCAAAAGGUGCACUGGCAGAGGGACUAAUACAUGCCAUUUUAGCACAAAAGGCAGGUGUACUCCUGGCUCCUUGUAGGUCUCCUCCCCUCCCAAGCUUUGGGAGCCAGGCAGAAGUCACGCAGUACCAAGGGUAGAAAAUUAUGAAGUCUUUUUUCUGCAAUCUAUAUUCCAGUCAGUGACAAGUGAAAAAAUAAGCUGUAGUCCCCAACACCAGCAGGCCAUAGAUAACAGGCAAGGCCAGGUCUCCCAGGCCAUAAGGCAUCUAGUCAUGAAGAGUUGAGAAAGAACACCCUCUGGUGUGGGUUUUGUUAAGAGAAAAUGUUCCAGAAGGUGAAGCAGUGUUAGUAGUGGAAUACUAGCAAGUGGUAGUCAAAGGACUUUAUCCAGAACCUAAUAUAUAUGGAGAGUCUGGUGACACAGUGGUUAAGAGCUAACCAAAAAGUCAUCAGUUCGAAUCCACCAGCCACUCCUUGGAAACCUUAUGAGGCAGUUCUCUUGUCCCAUAGGGUCACUAUGAGUCAGAAUCGACUUGAUGGCAAUGGGUUUGGGUUUAAAAUGUGUAUGGAGCUUACCUAUUGCCAGUAUAGAAAGUCCGACUUACUGAUAGCUUGUACUUGCCCAUUGACGUUACAUAAACUCACCCUCACUUUGGAAGGAUUGAACCAACCCAUACUCACAACAGAUUCAUCAUCACAAUCACCUUCACUUGCUCCUGGUGCAGCUUUUUAAAUCAUUGAGAAGGCUU
Messenger RNA from Loxodonta africana (African savanna elephant), 4552 nucleotides. It is a transcript of the gene BTBD18, whose product is annotated as BTB domain containing 18. Gene Ontology annotation, molecular function: protein binding. The coding region runs from base 1586 to 3754 and encodes 722 amino acids. The transcript is spliced from 2 exons. Lineage: Eukaryota; Metazoa; Chordata; Mammalia; Proboscidea; Elephantidae. The record is from RefSeq and is a predicted model, not a curated record. Gene Ontology annotation, biological process: piRNA processing; positive regulation of transcription elongation by RNA polymerase II. Gene Ontology annotation, cellular component: nucleus.